AAUACAAAUAGAAACCAUGGCACUUCCACGGAGAAGACCGCGCAAGACACGCCUUUGCUGGCGGCUUUCCUUCACCAUCAUGUUUCUGAUGAUUUGUGUGUUCCAUUCUGUCUGCGCCUAUUUCACCCCCUUUGGUACCAAGGGCCUUCGACAUAGCCGCACUGAUCUUUCUGCAAGUACCAACGGUGACGGUAACAGCAGAAAGAGCGGCUCUUCGGACCCUGAGGCUGGCAAAGGGGACCCUCCGCGCUUUAAACGCCUUGCAAGAAAGAUGUCAUCGAAAUCCUUCUCUUUCAAUCAGAUACCGGGCAGGAAGAGGGCCGCAGACAGCAGCGAUAGCCCAGACAGAAGUAACACCGCUCGAAUGCGUCCUUCUCCUCCUUCCUCCUCUCCUUCCUCUUUCCAUGAGCCCAGGGGCAGCGGGCCCAUAUCGGAGGCGGUGGGGCAGCACUUGACCCCUGAGGCGGCGGCACCCCCGGAAAUUUUCGACGUGGACGCCCGUCCGAACAGCCAGAAAGCCAGAAAGGUGGCGUCGUCACAAUCUCAAGGGAAGGGACACCGAGAAGAGGGAUUGGAGGAGGAAAAUGGGGCGGGGGUGUGGCAACGGCCUUCCCGAGUCCAACAGCGAAGGGAGAAGAGGCAGCAAGCGGCUAUGGACGAAAAAAUGCGCCGGGUGAAGAUCCAGCGUUUCGGGAAGGAAGGUCUGCUGUUUAAGGACGGCCUCGCAGGGGGACAGGCGGGGGGAGGACGGGACGAUGCCUUGCAAUGCGAGCAUUUUGGGGCCUGCUCUGGGUGUUUCUAUCGAAGCGGCUUGGUCGAAACCCCCGUGAUGGAAAACGCCCGCGUUUUUUUCCAACGGGUCGCCCGGUACGACAAUUUUAGCCUGGGUCUGGCCACGGGCGUGCACGGGUGGCGGACGCAGGCGAAAUUGGCCGUGGCCCCGCUUUCUAAGUGGGGGGGAUGCCAGCUUGGUUUGUACGAAGAAGGGAGCCACCGGGUGUUGCCGAUCCCAAACUGCCGCGUCCACCACCCCAGCAUCAAUCGGGCCGUCCAAGUGUUGACGGAGGCGACCGUCACGAUGAAGACGCGGGCCUUUGACCCGGCUUCUCUGGGGGGUUCCCUCCGCUACGUCCAAGUCGCCGUAGAGCGUCGGACCGGGCGCAUUCAACUAACCUUAGUCUGGAACGCCCCGGGGAAGAAGGAGGCAGGCGGGGAACUCUCCCGCUUGUUGAAGGCCUUGAAAGCCGCCGAUACCUCGGGUGAAUUGUGGCACUCGAUUUGGGUGAACUUUAGGACGGGACCGGGCAACACCAUCUUCGCCCGGGAGGCAAGGUCGUGGACGAAGCUCUUUGGCGCCGACUUUCUCACCGAAAAAAUCGGUCCGUCCCAGACUUUGUUCUACCUGACCCCGCAGUUGUUCCGGCAGGGAAAUUUGGACGGCUUUGAAAAGCUGGUGACGCGUGCGCAGGAAUUCGUGCCGGCACAAAGCGUCGUCUGUGAGUUGUACGGCGGGGGGGGAGUGAUCGGUCUGAAUAUGCUGGGAAAAGCGGCCGCCUUGCGUUUUUCCGACAUCAAUCCCUACCUGGGACAGUGCGUAGACAAGACAUUGCAGGUAUUGCCGGCGAAAAAGCGGGAGAAAGUGUCGUUCAUCAUCGCCACGGCCCUGGAGGCCUUAGAAGCCGGACACGCCGACGGGGCGACCGUGCUAAUCGUGGACCCCCCGCGGAAGGGCUUGGAGUCAGAGGUGUUGGCUCAUUUGGUGGACAGGAAAGACCCGUACGCGGGGACGCUGCGGAGAAUCGUGUAUGUUUCCUGCGGAUUCGAGGCGUUGAAGCGGGACGCGGUGGCCUUGAUGGACAGUGGCUGGCGCCUGGUGCAUGCGGAGGGCUUCGUCCUUUUCCCGGGGUCGGACCAUUUGGAAACGUUGGCGGUGUUCGACCGGACGCGGUGA
Messenger RNA from Nannochloropsis gaditana CCMP526, 1951 nucleotides. RefSeq lists its product as uncharacterized. Gene Ontology annotation, molecular function: RNA methyltransferase activity. Gene Ontology annotation, biological process: RNA processing. The record is from RefSeq and is a predicted model, not a curated record. The transcript is spliced from 2 exons. Bases 17 to 1951 code for a protein of 644 amino acids.